Molecule: messenger RNA, 4390 nt
Organism: Monopterus albus (swamp eel)
Lineage: Eukaryota; Metazoa; Chordata; Actinopteri; Synbranchiformes; Synbranchidae
Product: amyloid beta A4 precursor protein-binding family A member 1-like
Exons: 12
Biological process (GO): chemical synaptic transmission
Cellular component (GO): dendritic spine; plasma membrane; cytoplasm
Molecular function (GO): amyloid-beta binding; protein binding
Source: RefSeq, a predicted model, not a curated record
CCCCCCCUUAGCCACUCUGUGGAAAGGAGCACUGUCUUGGCUGGUGAGAGCUUAGAGAUUUUGGAUACUGGAAUUGCAGAUGAGGCCUAUUCUGAGCCUUAUGAUGUUUACUCACUCACUGAGCAUGUUUAUGAGGAAAUCUGUGAUGUUCCUGCAUCAGAUUCAUCUGCCACAGAUGGAAAUGGGGGCACAGAGUCUCUCCAACAGAGGAGGACCAGCUUUCGAUUGCUGGACAGCCAGGCAGGAGGUGGAGACUAUCACCAGCAGCAGGAGGCAGUGGGUUCCCGUCUGCGCCACUAUGAUGAACGCUCAGAUGGUGAGUCAGACAGCCCAGAGAAGGAGGCUGAGUUUGCUCCUUACCCACGUGCUGACAGCUGUGACCAGGAGGAGGACAUUGACAGCAUUGUGGCUGAGGUCAAAGAAAGCAUAAGCUUGCAGAGUCUUCACCAUGCUGCAGAAGACAUAGAUGAAGAAAAUGAGCUACCACAGGAGGAUGAAAAGCCCCAGCUUGAGUCUCAGACUGACUCUGACAGUCAACACAAAGUUGCUAACCAAGGGAAGUCCAGAAAACAGGCUGUGAGUCCUUCAGAUGAGCCUGUAAUGAGGAACAGUCAGGAGAAGAGGGAUGCCAUAUCUCUGGCCAUCAAGGACAUUAAGGACGCCAUAGAGGAAGUGAAGACCAGAACGGUGAGAUCUCCUUACACACCCGAUGAGCCCAAGGAGCCCAUUUGGGUAAUGAGGCAGGAUCUGAGCCCCACUGCAGAGUGUGACUUUCAGCAAUCACUGGGGGGUGAUUCUCCUGGUUCAGGCUCACCCUCUCCUCCAGGAGCAGAGUCAUCCAGCAGACACCUGCUGCAGGAUGACAGCUUGGAAUCUUCUCCCUCCAGCAAAGAGUCUAGGAGAAGCCUUGCAUCCUUCCCCACAUAUGUAGAAGUCCCAGGGCCAUGUGACCCAGAGGACCUGAUUGAUGGGAUCAUCUUUGCAGCCAACUACCUGGGUUCCACCCAGCUGCUGUCAGAUAAGACACCAUCCAAGAACAUCCGCAUGAUGCAGGCACAGGAGGCUGUCAGCCGCAUCAAGACGGCCCAGAAAUUAGCCCAGAGCAAGAAGAAGGCCCAUGAGGGUGAACCUCAGCCCAUGACAGAGGUGGAUCUCUUCAUCUCCACCCAGAGAAUCAAAGUGCUCAACGCUGAUUCCCAGGAGACCAUGAUGGACCACCCUUUGCGGACCAUCUCAUACAUUGCUGACAUUGGCAACAUUGUGGUUCUGAUGGCCCGGCGCAGGAUGCCUCGGUCUGACUGUCAGGAGAACGUGGAGGCUUCAGACCCAGAUCAAGACAGCAAGCGCCAGUACAAGAUGAUAUGCCACGUGUUUGAGUCUGAGGAUGCCCAGUUAAUUGCCCAGUCCAUCGGACAGGCCUUCAGUGUGGCUUACCAGGAAUUCUUACGGGCCAAUGGCAUUAACCCUGAGGACCUUAGCCAGAAGGAGUAUAGUGACUUGCUCAACACUCAGGAUAUGUACAAUGAUGACCUUAUUCACUUCUCGAAGUCUGAGAACUGCAAAGAUGUGUUCAUAGAGAAAACUAAGGGGGAGAUUCUGGGUCUGGUCAUUGUGGAGAGUGGGUGGGGAUCCAUCCUGCCCACUGUAAUCAUUGCUAACAUGAUGCAUGCUGGGCCAGCUGAGAGAUCUGGCAAACUGAACAUAGGAGACCAGAUCAUGUCCAUCAAUGGGACCAGUCUGGUGGGAUUGCCACUGUCUACCUGCCAGAGCAUCAUAAAGGGUCUGAAGAACCAGUCUCGGAUCAAGCUGAACAUUGUCAGAUGUCCCCCAGUGACCACUGUUCUCAUCAGACGGCCAGACCUUCGCUACCAGCUGGGCUUCAGUGUCCAGAAUGGCAUUAUCUGUAGCCUUAUGCGUGGGGGCAUCGCUGAACGUGGCGGGGUCAGAGUGGGUCACCGGAUUAUUGAAAUCAACAGCCAGAGCGUGGUGGCUACACCCCAUGAAAAAAUUGUCCACAUCUUGUCCAGUGCUGUGGGAGAGAUCCACAUGAAGACGAUGCCUGCAGCCAUGUACCGCCUGCUGACUGCCCAGGAGCAACCUGUUUACAUUUAACAAGAUAAAGCCCUGACCUCACACACCCUUUAAAUUUCCUGAAAUUAUCUGUCACUCCACAAGACACCCCCAUCUCCAGUUCCCUACUGUACUUCUCUAUCCACUGCUGAUACAGUGAGCUGUUGGUCAGAUUAUUCUGUUGCUCAGCCCUGUUUUCAAGUGACAACUUAGAAUAUCCACUAAAGCGUACUUUGGCUAAAGGUGCAGGUAGUGAAAGGAUGUUUAAAUCCAAUGAAUGUUCAGCACCUAGUAGUUCCCUGAAGCCUAACAUUUUUGUUUUGCUUCACUGUUGAUGUUUUGAAACACAUUUCACACUUUAGCAAAAAAACCCGGGUGAUGCCUUUGAUCACUAUUAAAUACUGAAGGCAAUGUGCACAUCCAACCCUGACUGCCAUGCUGCUAUUUCCCUGGCAUGACAUUGCCUGUGUGUGCUUGUAUUUCCUCCACCAAAUGAUUUUGUUGGUGGUCCUGUUUUAGCUCAUUUCAGGGGGCCAAACUUGCUUUUGUUCUCAGCUUUCCCACUGUGACAGCCGAGUAUGUGAACACCCACUCACCCCUCCAUCACAUUUACUGCAUUGUUGAGGAGUUGACCACAUUUCCAACAGGAAAGCUUUCCAACUUGACUGCAGUGGAUUGUUACUUUGCUUAUUAUAUUUUCAUUCUGUUUGUUAGAUCUUUUAAAAAUUCUCUGUCCAGUAGCACAAACACAGCCCUGGCUCACGUGAGGCCCUGUUACACUAAACAUGAUGUCUGUGUGUUCUACUUUAUUUAGGUGUUUGCACAAGAUUCAGGAAUGGAAUGAAAAUGACAUCGGAUCAACUUCUUCCCCUUAAAUUGAAAAAGGGAAAGUAAAACACUAUUCUCUGUUGUAUUACACACAAAUGGAAACCAAACCUGUUUAAUUUGGUCUCAAUACAAAAUACAUAUUCAUAUUAUAUACUCAGCUAUACACCUUGCUUAACCCAAAAGCAUGUGGAAUGAACCUAGAACCACAUCACCUGUUGAUGCAGAAAGCACCAUAUUGUAUGGUGUGCAAGUACAAAGUCGGUUUCUUUAAUACAGGGUUCUGGGUGCAUUGGACUGGGUGUACACUGUACACUAAAGAGUGCUUAGAGCAAGUGCAAUAACACUCAACCAUACAUGUACAGUAUAAAGUACUUCAUUCUCAAGUGACGGCUGGAAUCAUGUGUGGCAUGAACAAAUUAAGGCCAUAACCUACAGUAAAUACACAACGCCCAUCAAUACAGUGUCCUGGAAUACUGACCACUCUGCUGCUCUCACUCUGUCUUUAACAUAGUACAUUUCUUAUUCAUUAGAUAAUUCUGGUUAGCUACUUUCAACAAAACUCAGGACUUAAGUAUGUUAACGUCUUCUUGGGAAUGGAGGGGUUAUGCCCUUUGAGCCACUGGAAGCCUUUUAAUGUUAAAUAUUGGUGCAGGAGACGGUAGUAGUUUAACUGUGGACAAAACAACAGCAAUGGAGAGCUGUUAAGUGUAAAUGAAAACAAUAAAAGCAGCAGAGUGGUGAGCAUGACAUUGAGUCUGUUGUUGUACUGAUGAAUUAGUGCUGUGGAAAUAGACAUUGAUCUGAAUGUAUCAAGAAAACAGCUAAGCUUUAAAAUAAAGGAGGAGUAGAUCAGACAAUGAGGAAGCCUUGAACCAAGGGCAGGUCGCCAGUCUACUACAGUGCUGACAGAGACUGACAACCACACACACUAAGGGACAAUUCUUAGAAUCGCCAAUCAACUUAAGCUACAUGUCUGUGGGAGGAAGCCAGAGAGAACCCACAAAGUCACAGGGACAACAAACAGCCUGCACACAGAAAGGCCCCCGGUCAGCUGGGGCUUUAAUCUGGAACCUUCUUGCUGUGAGGCAACAGCGCUAACCACUGCGCCACCAUGCUGGCUGGGAGAGUGUGUAGAUUGUAAACAAAAACUGAAUGAAAUGAUUUGGAACUCUUUAAAAUCCCAUAUUUAAUUGAAAAUAGUACAAAGACAACCUAUCAAAUGUUGAACCUGAGAAACUGUAUCAUUUUAAAAAAACCUGCUCCUUUUAAAAUUGAUGCCAGCAAGACAUUUCAAAACAUUUGGGGCUGGAGUCUGUUUACCACUGUGUUGCACCACCUUUUCUUUUAACAACACUCUGUGAGCAUUAGGGAAGUGAGGAGAAAGCCAAAUGUUUUCCUAUUUCUUCUUGAUUCUCAGUGAGUGACAGACCUGGACUGCCGGCAGACCAGUUUAGCACCCCAACUCUUAUUAUGGAGCCAUGUUGUUAGAACA